This is a messenger RNA of Leguminivora glycinivorella, 2747 nucleotides long. Its product is annotated as zinc finger protein draculin-like. Bases 368 to 2203 code for a protein of 611 amino acids. The transcript is spliced from 5 exons. Gene Ontology annotation, biological process: regulation of DNA-templated transcription. Gene Ontology annotation, molecular function: RNA polymerase II cis-regulatory region sequence-specific DNA binding; DNA-binding transcription factor activity, RNA polymerase II-specific; zinc ion binding. The record is from RefSeq and is a predicted model, not a curated record. NCBI's taxonomy places the organism in Eukaryota, Metazoa, Arthropoda, Insecta, Lepidoptera, Tortricidae. Gene Ontology annotation, cellular component: nucleus.
UGAUGGAUUUUCUUUCGAUAAAGUCGAUGAUGGCGUGAAUGGCGUUCAAUAACAUCUACGGUUAACGCCUCUAAACAAAAUCAAAGUAAACUUACGUUUAGAGAUGCCUAGCACAGCUGGCUUUCUUACUGGAUUCUGCCCGUGAAGCGUGGACAAACUUAUGCUGGAAUGGACAGACGAAAAAUAUCUUAGUGAAAUUUCCGAGUCUUUUUAUUCUUUUGAUGUGAUAAUUUGGCACUAACUCUCACAGUUCGCAAGUAUCAAUGUAAUCUUAUUAUCAAUUUUGAAAGUGGUGUAACAAAGACAAUACACACAAAACAUUGAUAUUUCUAAAUUGGACAUUCGCUCAAUCGCAGCUAAUAAGACCAUGGAGAGCUAUUACUCGUGCAGCUGUUGCCUGGUACGCCCUCCAGACAAAGGGCUCAAAACUCUCUACAAUCAUCUCGGCAAAACAGAAAUAUAUUAUGAUAUGCUCACAGAAUGUUUUAAUUUAAAUCUAAGCUUCGGAAAUCAGGAGUGUGGUAUCUGCGAGGUGUGUGUGGGGCGGCUGCGGGACGCGAGCGACUUCAAGAUGCAAGUGCAGCGUGUGCAAGAUGUCCUACAUGCAAGACUCGAGGGAGGAGUCCCAUCCACUGCGGAUGACAAUGUCAAAAUUAAGUUAGAGACACCUACAGGAGAUGACACCACUUCGCGUGGAAUCAAGCAGGAGAAAUCAGAAGCGGAGAUGGCUGAUAGCAAAAUCACAUCAGAUACAUCAGAAGAAGAAAAAUUGCCAGCGCGCGCAACUCGUGCUUCUACCGCGUCCCACAAAAUCUCGGCCGCAUCAUCUCCAAACGUCACCAGGCGCCGCCGCCACACUAGAGAGAAACCUUACGCGUGCAACAUAUGCGACAAAAGAUUUGUACAGAAAGGCCACUUAAAUACUCAUUACGCGUACCACAUGGGAAAAUUCAAAUUCUCCUGCGAAUUAUGCAAACGGGGAUUCGUACAAAAAUAUGAAUAUGCUACUCAUAUGCGAAUACACACUGGCGAAAAACCGUACGAAUGUGACGUAUGCAACAAAAAAUUUAGACAAAAGGGCAACUUAAAAAUACAUAAAAAUAGUCAUUUAAAAUAUGACCCGAAUCGUGUAGAGCCAGGAGAAAUAACUGCAUGCAAGAAAGAGUCGUCAGAUGAAUCGGAAGAUCAAGAAACUACAAAAUAUUUUUCGUGUGAUAUAUGCAAAAAGCAAUUUAAGGAUAAAAGUUACUUAGAGACUCAUUCAAAACACCAUUCUGGAGACUAUCCAUUCGCAUGCGAUAUUUGUCAAAGGAAGUUUAAUACACAGUUCGCCUUGAAUACACAUAAAUUUGAUCACUCGGGAGGGAAACCUUUUAAGUGUGAUAAAUGCGAUAAAAGUUACAGAACCAAAAGCGCUUUGAAUACUCAUUCGUUAGCUCACACAGAGGGUUAUAAGCACGCAUGUCACUUGUGUAAUAAACAAUUCAUAGUAAAGCAGAAUUUGAACAUACAUAUGCGCGUACACACGGGAGAAAAGCCUUAUACCUGUGCAACAUGUGAAACCAAGUUUCGUUCUAGACAUUGCUUACAGAAACAUUUAUUAGAGAAACACAAUCAAGUUAUAGACAAACAGUUUAGUUGUGAUACAUGUGGGAAACGUUUUGCAUUACAAGGAACUUUAGAAAAACAUAUGAAAAAACACACUGAGAAGGAAACAGGAGAUAAAAAGAAAGAACUUGCAUUUAUGUGCGAAAUAUGUAGCAAACAAUUUUCGACAAUAAGUAUACUUAAAUACCAUAGAGAAAUUCAUAAUGAAGACAGACCAUUCGAGUGUGAAGUGUGUCAUAAAAAAUACCAAACAAAAAGGAAUUUACAGGACCAUGUGAAGGUGCACGAGGAGAAAAAACACUCUUGUGAAGUGUGCGGGCAGCCAUUCAGACACAAGUCAGCCUUGAAAGUUCAUAUUCGACGAAUGCACUCCGAAAACAGACCACAUGUUUGCGAUGUUUGUAAAAAAGCUUUUGCAGUUCUUGCUGAACUAAAAAUUCAUUACAGAGUCCACACUGGGGAAAAACCGUAUGCUUGUGAAAUAUGCUGUAAGAAAUUUCAGCGCCUCAGUGGGAUUAAGAAGCACCUUAUAAAUGUCCACCACGAUAAACCUACAAAAUUUGUUAAAUUAAAAGAACUGAAUAAAUACGACUAAACUGUAAGUUACUUCUUUAUAAAGAUAAAAAAGGAAGUAUUUAUGAUAUUGAGAAUAUCCUACAUUUUAGACUUAUUAUUUUAUUUUAUUUAUUUACAAAACAAGUGAUAGACAUUAAUAGAAGAAAAAAUACAGGUACUGAUCUGGCUUAUAAUUGUAGACAUUGGUAUUGAUUUUCCAUGAUAUGGUUUCUUUAAAUUAAGAUGUAUAAAUUAAUGCUUAAGUAUCUAAUAAAGCGCUUUUUUCCAGCUAAGUAUGCCAUCAAAUGGAUAAUUUGCCAAAAAUGAGUGUGAGGUAUGUGAUGUUAGUAGACAAGUUGUAGUAGGUAUAUUUUAAGACUUCGUAUUUGUUUGAGAUAUUACUCUGUACAUUAUUGUAUUAAAAAAGUAUUUUAUGUAAAUAAUUACAUCGCUUCAACCAAAAUUUCCAUUUGUAAUGUGUGUAUUAACAUCAGAUUUUGUAUUAAGAAUAUUAUGAAUUAUAAAAUAAAUAUUAUAGGACAUUCUACACAGAUUGAAUGAGGCCCACGGUAAGCUCAAGAAGG